AUGGAUAACAUUUCAAAGGCAUCAAAUAUGGAAGGGACUUCAACGAUGACGGUUACCUCGCGUAGUUCGGAAGACUCCAGUUGUAUCUCAAAUCAUGAACAGGAUACCGAUACUCAUAACGAGAGUAACACAAGUGCUGCGGAAAACAAUAAAAUUUCGAAAAGAAAAUGGAUGAAAGAGUUUUUCAAACUUUCCAAAUCUCCAGCUUCCAAAAGCAACCGGAGUAUAGGUUCCAUGAAAAGUAACCAGAGCUUGGUUUCAAUGAAAAGUAGUGACGAGGGCAAUAGUUCUAGAAAUGACUACUCUUUUGUUUGUGGUAACAAUCUUUCCUCUGCAGGCUUGAGUCGUUCCAAUAGUAUGAAAGAAUCGAAAUUAGAUUUAAUUGGAAGCCAAAGAUCAAAAAAUAAUGUUGCCUCGUUGGCGCCUUCUUCUAUACCACCUCAGACAACAUCCUCUUCAUCUUCAUCCUCUUCUUCAACUUCUUAUGACUCUAUGAAGAGAACAGAAAAUAGUAGUGCAUUGCAGAACAACAACCGCCUCAGGCAUAACAAAGAGAUUCCUCAAAGUAGAGGAAGCUCCAACAUGAACCCCACAUCCAUCAUGAGCCAAUACAAUGUCGACACACAAGCAACCGCUAUAAUGAGUGACAUGCAAAAGCAAUAUGACUCGCAGCAAAUGGCAUCGCCCUUCGUAAAUGAGAGCUUAUAUUUUGAUCCAAAUGGUGAAGUUUCACACAUAAUAAAAUCAAUAUUUAAAGAAAUUGGCUAUAAAUAUGACGAUUUCAGUGAUAUUCCGGUUUUUAAAUUGAUGCAAGAAAUGUACCAACUGGUGAAGAAGAAUUCCAACGCUAGAAGAACAAAGUUAACAGGUUAUGCUUCCAAACUCAAAGACAAAGAAACGCAAUUAAAAAGCCAGUAUGAGAAAAUUCUAAAGUUGGAAACGACGAACAAAGCUUAUAAGACCAAAUACAAGGAGAUAUCCUUGGAAAAUAAGAAAAUAAAAGAGGCCUUUAAAGAACUAGACAAUGAAUCAUACAAUCACGAUGAAGAAUUACUAAAAAAAUACAAAUAUACUAAAGAAACUUUAGAGAGAGUCAAUAGAGAACAGCAAUUAAUCGUUGAUCAAAACGAGUUUUUGAAGAAAAGUGUUAAUGAACUACAAAAUGAGGUUAACGCUACCAACUUCAAGUUUUCUUUAUUUAAAGAGAAAUAUGCGAAAUUGGCAGAUAGUAUCACUGAAUUGAACACUUCCACAAAAAAAAGGGAGGCCCUAGGAGAAAACUUAACUUUUGAAUGCAAUGAAUUAAAAGAAAUAUGUUUGAAGUACAAAAAAAACAUUGAAAACAUAUCAAAUACCAAUAAGGAUUUGCAAAAUUCGUUUAAAAAUGAAAGGAAAAAAGUUUUAGAUUUAAGGAAUGAGAGAAAUUUGUUAAAAAAGCAAAUACUGUUGAUUGAAUGCCAUGGUUCAUAUUCAUUACUCCUUGUAUCUAAUAUUUUAACAUGUUAUCGGUUUUUACUGCCAAGUGAAACUAUUAUUGAAACCGAAGCCUUAAUAAAGGAGUUACUCAACAUGAAUAAUUCACUUUCAGUCCAUGUGUCUUCUUCUGACGAGUCUUCUGCGGAGUUCUCGAAAAGAUUAGAAUCAAAAUGUAUAGGGUUUGAAGAAAAGCUACUUUAUUUCUAUCAAGAAGUUGUGACCAAGAAAAUUAUAGACGUCAUUUACAAGUGCUUUAUCAACUAUUACAAGAAAAGUAGGCAAACUGACCCAAAAUCGAGUCAGAACUCCAGUACUCCGUACAAACAAAGCCAAAGACAAGUUCCGCACUCCAUUAAGUGA
Molecule: messenger RNA, 1836 nt
Organism: Saccharomyces paradoxus
Lineage: Eukaryota; Fungi; Ascomycota; Saccharomycetes; Saccharomycetales; Saccharomycetaceae
Gene: SPO21
Product: Spo21p
Exons: 1
Coding region: 1-1836 (611 amino acids)
Source: RefSeq, a predicted model, not a curated record